Molecule: messenger RNA, 1366 nt
Organism: Rhineura floridana
Lineage: Eukaryota; Metazoa; Chordata; Lepidosauria; Squamata; Rhineuridae
Gene: RSPH9
Product: radial spoke head component 9
Exons: 5
Coding region: 392-1216 (274 amino acids)
Biological process (GO): axoneme assembly; motile cilium assembly; cilium movement involved in cell motility
Cellular component (GO): axoneme
Source: RefSeq, a predicted model, not a curated record
GCAGCACUGCAUCGCCAUGCCUAGGUCAGAAAAUCUAAACCUAUUUGUCAGCUGCGCUGCUGUUAAAGGGUAGAACGUUCAGCCAGGGAAAAGGGGAAGGGCAGCAACAACUCCAGCUGCAGAUUUCAUAUCAAGCCCCGUUUCCAUGGCAAUGGAUUUGUGGACUAUUAAAGAGUUUUGGCCGACUGUGAGCGAGGGGAGCAGUGGAGGGGGAAUUUCCGUUCACGAGAGAUUGGAAACUGCGUUAGAAUGCAGAGAAGGAACGAAGGUUGACCUUUGACUUCACGUCCAUCGCGAGAAGGAAAAGCAACUCCGCACCUUGGAGACGGUCGCCUGGUAACGAGACGCUCCCGGCAGGGCCUAUUCGUUCUGUGCUCCUAGCCCGGCUGCCAUGGAUGCCGAGACGCUGCCUUACGCAUUGGACCUCGUGGCUAGCAGCGGCGUGUGCCUGAGCCCGGAGAGGCGAGCGGCUUUACGGACGUCGCUUCUGUUAGUGCGCCGGGACUACCGCUUCGAGCAAGUCCGCCUAUGGGGCCGCAUCCAAGGCAUCCGUGGAGUCUACUACAUUGCCGAGGGCGUGGGGCCGGACAGGGCUGGGUCCAGGAGCCGCCUCUACAGCUUGAACUGUGUGGACUGGAGCCUUCUGCCACCUCCUAGUGAGGAAAUCAUUACAAUGACCUCAGUACUAAAGGGACGUUUCCAAGGGGACCCAUCCUAUGAAUAUGAACACUUUGAGAAGAAAGACGAAGGUGAAAGGCCAUAUGAAGAGGAAGGUGGAGUCUUGAUCAAGGAAGAGCUCCGUCUUGUAGCUACAAUCGAUCAGAUAGAUAAAGCAGUGGGUAUCGUUCCACGGGGUGCAUAUGUAAAGUCGCCACUUGGACCUGUGCAUGAAAAUAGGAACUUUGAAGGUUUGUCUUUGACAGAGGCUAAAAAGUUAAGCUCCUAUUUCCAUUUCACUGAGCCUGUAAAUUUGAAGAACAAAACUCUUCUGGAGAAAGCUGACUUGGACCCAGCAAUUGACUUCCUGGAUUCACUUGAACAUGAUAUUCCUAAAGGGUCCUGGAGCAUCCAAGUGGAGAGGGGAGGCAGAGUGAUAGUACUACGAAGCUUGCUAUGGCCUGGACUCACAUUCUACCAUGUUCCCAAUACUAAACAACAUGGCUACAUCUACUUUGGGCAUGGAGAGAAGAACAAAGACCUGCCUUUCAUGCUAUGAACAACAAUGUGAGGCUGAAAACUGAGGGAAAUGUACUAAUUUUGUACAUGAAACUGUUUGCUUUAAUAAAUCAACAUGUAAUCAAUCUAAUGUGUUAGUGGGACCAUAUUUUAAAACUUUUUAAGUAGCCCAGUAAACACUUCUAGUUAA